UUAUCAAUUAUUAUACUGAACACUGAUAAUAAUUCAUUUUACUAUAAUUAUAGAUUUUAAAUAAUAAUUUUGUGUCAAAUAUGGGAUCCACUGAUACUCUGGAAAUUAUUAAUAAUAUUAAAAAUUUUGAUGAAAUCGAUUUUCUGUCAAUGGAACUGACGAGAGGUAAGACACCGGAAGAUAUAAAGGAAAGGUGUCUACAGUUAUGUCAGGACUAUAUUGCCGGUGAUUGGAUCAGACAGACAGUCGAUACUAUUGAAGUCAUACGAAUUACAGGUGGUCUGACUAAUCAAUUAUACAAAUGUUCAAUCAUUGAACCCAUUGGUAGUACAACGGAUCCCAGUGUUGUGGCUAUCCGUUUGUAUGGAAGUAAAUACUAUAAUAAAGAUAUAUGCGAUGGUAGCGAAAGACUCAGCGAUAUAAUCAUAGCGAUGAUGAUGUCGGUGAAGAAGUUGGGACCAGAAUUGUUGGGUGUCUUUACUGGUGGAGAUAUCACUGCAUUUUAUAAACACCGACAGUUCAAACUUGAAGAACAAAAGAAUGAUAAACUUGUGGAAGAGUUGUUCCGAAAGAUCGCUCAAAUUCAUGCCAUGAAUGUGCCUCUGAAGAAGAAACAUUGGCUCCUCAAUGAAAUCGAUACCAUCUCUAGACAUGUACUCAAUUGUACUCCUUAUCGACAGCUAAUCUGUGAACACAAUUGCGAAACACUUAAGACAUAUGAUAUCAAAGAUGAGAUCCGAUGGCUUAAUCAGACGGUUCAACAAUGCGGAAGUCCCAUGACUUUUACACAUAACGAUCUUCUAAGCGCUAAUGUAAUGGUAUUGGAGGACAACAACAAUGAUAACAGUGGAGACCAGUUAUUGAUCUGUGAUUAUGAAUACGCUUCCUAUAGUUAUCGGGGAUUGGAUUUGAGUUCAAUUAUUGGUGAAUGGGGUCGACUCUGGAAUGACUUCAAAACGGCUCACAAUUUUGUCGACGACUCUACUAUUAAACAAUUGCUAAACUAUUAUAUCGACGAAAAUAUCAAAAUUUUUGGUAAAGAGUAUACAGAAAAUGCUAACAAUUCAAUGGAUCAGUUGAUCAAAGAAGUCAAAGUGUUUGCAUUGGUCUACAAGAUGUUUAUGACUUUGAUUUUCUUUAAAGGCGAUGACAAUAAAGAUAAAGUUGAAACUAAGCCAACAUUAUUAGUGAAAUUGGCUGAAUGUGAAUAUAAGAAUUAUUUUCGAUUGAAAAAACAAUUUGGAUUUUAAUUAAAAUUUUAAAAAUUUAAUUA
Oppia nitens is the source of this 1273-nucleotide messenger RNA. Its product is annotated as choline/ethanolamine kinase-like. The coding region runs from base 81 to 1250 and encodes 389 amino acids. The record is from RefSeq and is a predicted model, not a curated record. Gene Ontology annotation, cellular component: cytoplasm. Gene Ontology annotation, molecular function: choline kinase activity; ethanolamine kinase activity. Gene Ontology annotation, biological process: CDP-choline pathway; phosphatidylethanolamine biosynthetic process. The transcript has 4 exons. Lineage: Eukaryota; Metazoa; Arthropoda; Arachnida; Sarcoptiformes; Oppiidae.